Messenger RNA from Penicillium cinerascens, 1854 nucleotides. Its product is annotated as gamma-glutamyltransferase. NCBI's taxonomy places the organism in Eukaryota, Fungi, Ascomycota, Eurotiomycetes, Eurotiales, Aspergillaceae. The record is from RefSeq and is a predicted model, not a curated record. Bases 1 to 1854 code for a protein of 617 amino acids. Gene Ontology annotation, biological process: glutathione catabolic process. The transcript is spliced from 8 exons. Gene Ontology annotation, cellular component: plasma membrane. Gene Ontology annotation, molecular function: glutathione gamma-glutamate hydrolase.
AUGCCGUCAGGGAAGAUCAGCGGCCAAGAUGUGGAGAAAAGGACCGCAGAGCCUGAAUCCAGGUCGCCGAAUCACUGGUGGGAAGAAGCUGGGAACAUGUUUUGUUUGAGGAAUCUCGGCCUAUUGGCCGUUUUGUCUUUGUUACUCGUGGUGACCAACUUACCACGUGCGCAAAGUUCUCCGCUGGAAUUUGCCCUUCGCGACUCGGACAAACAAGAUGGAUGCCGUCAUGAGUUAGGCCCUGGCAAAUUGGGAGCUGUUGCAAGUGAAAGCGCCCUUUGUUCACGCCAUGGAACCGACAUCCUGGAAAUGGGCGGCAAUGCUGCGGAUGCUUUGGUCGCUACCCAACUUUGUGUUGGCGUUCUUGCCAUGCAACACAGUGGUAUUGGCGGCGGUGGCUUUAUGCUUGUGCGAGCACCGAAUGGGUCCUAUGAGUUCAUUGACUUUCGUGAAACUGCGCCGGCCGCGGCAUUCCAAGACAUGUAUAACAACGACACGGAUGCCUCCAUCUACGGGGGCCUGGCAAGUGGUGUUCCUGGCGAAAUCCGUGGUCUCGAGCAUCUUCACAAAAAUUACGGCUCUCUUCCCUGGUCAACUGUUCUGCAGCCAGCAAUUCGCACCGCCCGUGAAGGCUUCCCGGUCACCAAGGAUUUGGUGAGAUAUAUGGACUCAGCCGUUGGCGAUGGAGAGGAUUUCCUUGUGAAUAAUCCCUCAUGGGCCCUGGACUUUGCGCCAAACGGAACUCGACUGGGAUUGGGAGAUAUAAUGACUCGGAGGCGGUUAGCCGACACCCUUGAAACCAUUGCGGAGAGAGGGCCUGAUGCUUUUUAUAACGGUCCAAUGGCGGAGGCUAUGAUUAAUGCUCUGCAGGCGGCAAAUGGAACGAUGGUUUUGGAAGAUCUGAGCAAUUAUACCGUCGCUAUCCGCGAACCUGCGCAAAUCGAAUACCGUGGAUACACUGUCACUAGCACGACGGCGCCUUCGAGUGGGAUUGUUGCGCUCAGCAUUCUGAAGGUCCUUGAUACUUACAAGGAUUUCUUCUCAUCAGAGAAGGACGUGAAUCUGAGCACCCACCGAAUGGAUGAGGCGAUGCGGUUCGGCUAUGGCCAGAGAGCCGAGCUGGGCGAUCCACGUUUCGUGAAAGGAGUUGACGAGUAUCAAAAGGAUAUGCUCAAGAAGUCUACCAUUGCCGAGAUCCGAUCCAAAAUUUCCGACAAACAUACCCUCAAUGUAUCUGCUUACGAUCCUUCCGGUCUUGAAAGCUUGGACACACCUGGUACUUCCCAUCUCGCCGCGGCUGAUCAUACUGGUAUGGCCAUUUCUGUAAUCACCACUGUCAACCUUCUCUUCGGUAGCCGCGUCAUGGUUCCGGAGACAGGUAUCAUCAUGAACAACGAGAUGAAUGAUUUCUCUAUCCCCAACUCAUCCAACGAAUUCGGAUACAUCCCGUCCAAGGCGAACUACAUUCGACCUGGAAAGAGACCUCUGUCAUCUAUCACACCCGCGAUAGUCACUCGCCCAGAUGGGUCGCUCUUCUUGGUCACUGGUGCAGAGGGAGGCAGUCGAAUCAUCACGGCAACCGUGCAAACCGCCAUCCACGUUAUCGACCAGGGCCUGGCAGCGGCGGAAGCUCUCGCCCAGCCUCGUCUCCACGAUCAACUGAUUCCGAACCAGGUCACUUUCGAGUAUGCCUAUGACAACUCCACCGUCGCCUUCAUGAAGAGCCUUGGACACAACGUCACGUGGGUUGCUCCUGGUCGGAGUGGCUGUCAGGCAAUCCGCGUCCUGCCAAAUGGUACUUUUGAUGCCGCGGGUGAACCGCGACUGCUCAAUUCGGCCGGUUAUUCUGUAUAG